GAACUCCUGUACUGCGCGAGCGGCAGUGGGAAUCUUCUACGCAACGCAGACGGGCAACACCGAAACCGUCGCUUCCAAGUUGGCGGAAGCCACAGGUUUGGAAGCCUCGGAUUACGAUGGAGAAGACUUCUCUGAGCUGGAUGGAGUGAUCGCGGGUUGCCCUACCUGGAACACAGGAGCAGAUGAAUAUCGCUCUGGAACCACCUGGGAUGACUACCUUGACACCAUCAAGGAGUACGACCUCACAGGGAAGGUCGUCGCUGUCUUCGGUUGCGGCGAUUCCCAAAGCUACGCGGACAACUUCUGCGAUGGCAUUGAGGAGCUUCACAACGCUUUCCAAGCUGCAGGAGCCAAGCUGGUCGGCUACGUGGAUGAGUCUGGCUACUCUUACGGAGAGUCCAAGAGCGUGAAGGAUGGCAAGUUCUUGGGGCUUCCUCUUGAUGAAGACAACGAGGAUGACCAGACCGAUGACCGCAUCGCAGCUUGGGUGGAGCAGCUGAAGGGCGAGGGCAUGCCGCUGUAA
Molecule: messenger RNA, 523 nt
Organism: Symbiodinium necroappetens
Lineage: Eukaryota; Dinophyceae; Suessiales; Symbiodiniaceae
Source: the annotation of a GenBank genome assembly